GUUUUAUCUGGAUCUAUAUAUCCCUCCGCGCCUCCGCCCCGCCAUGCUCUCCCCGGGGCUCUGCGUCUCUCUGCUGGCCGCCUGCCUCGUUCUGUUCCCGGCUGUGGAGGUCCGGGCCGCCUCCUGUGAGCCGGUGCGGAUCCCGCUGUGCUGGUCCAUGCCGUGGAACAUGACCAAGAUGCCGAACCACCUCCACCACAGCACGCAGGACAACGCGGUGCUGGCCAUAGAGCAGUUUGAGGGGCUGCUGGGUACGGGCUGCAGCCAGGAUCUGCUCUUCUUCCUCUGUGCGAUGUACGCUCCCAUCUGCACCAUCGACUUCCAGCACGAGCCCAUCAAACCCUGCAAGGCCGUGUGUGAGCGGGCGAAGACCGGCUGUGAGCCCGUGAUGAAGAGAUACAACCACAGCUGGCCCGACAGCCUGAGCUGCAGCGAGCUGCCGCUGUACGACCGGGGGGUCUGCAUCUCGCCCGAGGCCAUCGUGAAGGCAGAGGGGCCAGAUCCUUUCUACCAGGACCCAGCCAGGUGUAACCCAG
Messenger RNA from Gymnodraco acuticeps, 536 nucleotides. It is a transcript of the gene frzb, whose product is annotated as frizzled related protein. NCBI's taxonomy places the organism in Eukaryota, Metazoa, Chordata, Actinopteri, Perciformes, Bathydraconidae. The record is from RefSeq and is a predicted model, not a curated record. Gene Ontology annotation, cellular component: cytoplasm. Gene Ontology annotation, molecular function: Wnt-protein binding. Gene Ontology annotation, biological process: non-canonical Wnt signaling pathway; canonical Wnt signaling pathway.